AUGCCUCAAGAAGUGCAGUUAGCUAGUCAACAAGGACAAAUCUCUGCGGACGACAAGUUAACGGCCAUCACGAAUAGAAAUAAAACAGUAGAGAAAAAACAGACGAGAACCGACGAACCCCAAAAAUCACUUAAACGAACUGCGCCAAGUGACAUGGUUGGGCAAGGCGACGCAAAGCGUAAAGCAACUCAGGGGUCAAAAAAACCAGUAGAUAAAUUAGUCGACGGAGCAACCUUAAGAGGAUCCGACCCGAACUUUAUUGCGGCAAACGCAGUAACUUUAUUGUCAACAGUAGCCACAGUUCAAGCAGUUGAUAAUUCUCACCAUUUCGCAGAAAAUUUGUCCGCCGCUGCAUCCUUAGCAAAUUCGGUGAGCUCACCGAUUGCGGUUGCUCCUUUGUCUUCCAGUCAGCAAACCGGUAUUUCAGGAAUGACGCCCAACGCCAACAUGGUAGAAUUUUUGAAUAAUGCCACAGCCGCUCAAGUACAAGCUCAGGCGCAAGGUCAGAUUCAAGAAGCCAAUUCUACUGGAAAGCGUAGCUCCACUUCUCGUAAUCUUUCGAACGACGAACGAAGGCAACGGCGUCUCUUGCGUAACCGAGUUGCCGCCAAAGAAUGCCGCCGUAAGAAGAAAGCUUAUGUCGCAGAUCUUGAGGAAAAAGUCACACGUCUUGAAGAAGAAAAUAUUCGACUCCAAAAGGAAGUUGAAGAGUUAAGCUCCAAGACAAGUCAAAUUGAGGAAUACGCUCGUUUACAAAAAGAAGUAGAAGAGCUGAAGACCAAAUUAGCAUUAUGCACGGGUCAAGCGGAUGUUAAAAAAGAGUUAAAGGCGAAUCCCAAGGGUGAUACAAAUAAAAAUGAUUCAACCGAGUCAAAGUUGCUUUCUCUAAAAUCCUAA
Molecule: messenger RNA, 897 nt
Organism: Acaulospora colombiana
Lineage: Eukaryota; Fungi; Glomeromycota; Glomeromycetes; Diversisporales; Acaulosporaceae
Source: the annotation of a GenBank genome assembly